Plasmodium vivax (malaria parasite P. vivax) is the source of this 1418-nucleotide messenger RNA. Its product is annotated as 50S ribosomal protein L29, putative. The transcript has a single exon. Bases 576 to 1418 code for a protein of 280 amino acids. The record is from RefSeq and is a predicted model, not a curated record. Lineage: Eukaryota; Apicomplexa; Aconoidasida; Haemosporida; Plasmodiidae.
GCAACAGAGUUGAGUUCAACUGAACGUGGCGAGAAAUUUUUCCAAAACAUUCAUCCCAAAGUUGCUUUCCCUCCUUUUUUUUUGUUCCAAUUAUCAUUAUCUAAAAAAGGAGACCCAACUUGUGGCAGGCCAAAUUGGGAGUUUCUUUCCUCCUUGCGUAGGGCAUGAAGUAAAACGCAUGCUACGUGUACAUCACGCGUGUAUUUGUAUGCACGUGUUCCCCUAUCCUCCGAACAUCCACAUAAGUACAAACUGUUUUUUUUCCAACGCGUCAUACGCCGCGUGUACCAGUUCGUGGAGGCGAAUGCGAAAGAAAUUCUCUUCGGAAGGGGCCGCUUAAAGUGAUAGCAUACCGCUAAAGGAGGAGGUUUCAAAAGGUUGGCAAAAAAGGCAAGUAAAUCCCCCCUCGAAAAGUUUAACGUGAAGCACAAGUGGUGAACGUCUCACGUUUAUCAACCGACGUAGUAACUUCUCAUCAUCCGUAGGCCGCCGCGUCGACUCGUGCAGAGCGCCGCGCACAAGAUCGCGUUUUGCCCUUUUCGCAACCCGCUGAGCACCCCCACCAGCUAGCCAAAAUGUUCAACCUGAGUAGCCUACUGAAGGCGACGAAAGUCGCGAAGCCUGCAAGCGCUGCCGCACCGGACAAUGAAAACGCAGACAAUAACGCGGAAGGGGGGAGCAGCGAGGCCGUCAAAAUAAAGAUAAUAAACAUGCAAGAGUAUAAAACGAAGAAGUUCUUGGACGAAAGGAAAAAUGUGAAUGCAUGGAGUGCGGCCAACACCAGCGGGAAGAAGCCCGCCAAGGAGCCGAAGAAGAAGCCGGAGAAGAAGAAGGCGGAGAAGAAGAAGGAGGAGCCGAAGAAGGAGGAACCGCAGAAGGAACCGCAGAAGGAACCGCAGAAGGAAGAGCUGAAGGGGGAAGAACCGAAGAAGGAAGAGCCAGAGAAGGACGAAGCCAAGAAGGAAGAGGCCAAGAAGGUGGAAGCCAAAAAGGUCGAACCGAAGAAGGCCGAACCGAAGAAGGACCCCAAAAUUGAACCCCCCAAAAAAAAAUUCAUCCCCUCGGUGCUCAAACAGAAGGAAGCCGCCAUGGCCAAAGUGGUGAAGGAAGUAAAAACCGAAAAGGUGGAACUAUUCCCGGACCUUCUGCAGGCAAAGAAGUCGACCAAAACGGAGAAAGAGAAAAAAAAAAACCAACCACAAAAAAAAAAUAAAAAAGAAAAAGCAGAAAAGAAAAAGCAAGAAGAGGAAGAAAACAAUUUCCCCCCAAUAGAGGAGGUAGAAAAAAUACACUUUAACAUUUUUGACAUCGUAGACAUAAAGAAGGAGUAUGAACGGAUUAUGAGGAAUUCGGAAAAGGUCAUGGAGAAAUAUAAAAAUAAGAAAAAAUUUGACGACACUAUGAUUUUGUGUAAUUAG